Talaromyces marneffei is the source of this 804-nucleotide messenger RNA. RefSeq lists its product as uncharacterized. Bases 1 to 804 code for a protein of 267 amino acids. Gene Ontology annotation, biological process: barbed-end actin filament capping; actin cytoskeleton organization; cell morphogenesis. The record is from RefSeq and is a predicted model, not a curated record. Gene Ontology annotation, molecular function: actin filament binding. The transcript has 5 exons. Lineage: Eukaryota; Fungi; Ascomycota; Eurotiomycetes; Eurotiales; Trichocomaceae. Gene Ontology annotation, cellular component: F-actin capping protein complex; cytoplasm; actin cortical patch.
AUGGCCGACACACAAUUUGACAGCGCUCUCGACCUCCUCCGCCGCCUCUCCCCCCGCGACACCGGCAAAAAUCUCCAAUCAAUCACAAACCUCGUGCCUGACCUAACCGAAGACCUCCUCGCCUCCGUCGACCAACCGCUCGAAGUCCGAAGAUGCCUCAAAUCCAACCGCGACUACCUGCUCUGUGAUUACAACCGCGAUGGGGACAGCUAUCGAUCACCGUGGAGUAACGAGUUUGACCCGCCCAUAGAAGAUGGUACUGUCCCCAGUGAGAGGGUACGGAAAUUGGAAGUUGCGGCGAAUGAGGCUUUUGAUGUUUAUCGGGAGUUAUAUUAUGAGGGUGGAGUUGGGAGUGUUUACUUUUGGGACUUGGAUGAUGGGUUUGCGGGAGUGGUGUUGUUGAAGAAGGGUGUCACACCUGGUGGAAAGAGCUCUGGAGCUUGGGAUAGCAUCCACGUCUUUGAGGCUACCGACCGUGCUCGCAUGACGCAUUACAAGCUGACCAGUACCGUGAUUUUACAUUUGUCGAACGAGAGCGACGCCCUAGGUGAAAUGAAUUUGAGUGGAAACAUGACGCGACAGGUCGAGGCGGAUUUACCAUUUGAGUCUGAUGCCAGCCAUGUCGCGAAUGUCGGUAGACUUGUGGAAGAUAUGGAAUUGAAAAUGAGGAAUCUGCUUCAGGAGGUUUAUUUUGGCAAAGCUAAGGAUGUCGUUGGCGAUCUUCGAAGCAUCGCUCCAUUGUCAGAGACAAACCAAGAACGAGCCGCCCAUCGUGAGAUGAUCAACUCCAUGAGCAGGAGAUAA